Molecule: messenger RNA, 3072 nt
Organism: Limulus polyphemus (Atlantic horseshoe crab)
Lineage: Eukaryota; Metazoa; Arthropoda; Merostomata; Xiphosura; Limulidae
Product: zinc finger protein 845-like
Exons: 3
Coding region: 584-2941 (785 amino acids)
Biological process (GO): regulation of transcription by RNA polymerase II
Molecular function (GO): RNA polymerase II cis-regulatory region sequence-specific DNA binding; DNA-binding transcription factor activity
Source: RefSeq, a predicted model, not a curated record
GGAAGGAACGUGAACGUUCGAGAAGCGCAUGACGUUUUACUAGCAUCACGUGACCUCCGCUGUCGUAACAAUGCAUAUAAACUUACGCACUCGAGUUCGCUAUUUCUUGCGAAGAAAUUAAGGCCUGAAACAGUUGAAAGCUGAUAUUUAUUCAAAAUCAAAUUUGAAGCAGUUUUAAAAAUAUUAAAGGAAAUGUCAUUGCAAUGGGGCUGUACAUAAACGAGUGUGAUAAAGGAAACUAGUUAGAUAGUAUGUGCCAAAUCUUAUCCACCGUACAGGUUCUUUCCCAUCACUGGCAUCAGUUAAUUUUUUUUUUUUUUUUUGCUAACUUAACCGUUAAAACUUUUAACGAAACAUUAGAUUUAAAUUUGUUUUAUUUGUUAUUGCUAAGCCUAAAAUAGUAAAUACAGUAUCACACUUGGGGUUGUGUUACGUUACUCUGUUACUGUUGUGUUUGUAGUACGAAGUAUCGUUGCUGUUAAUAAUAAUAAUAUUUAACUACUGGUGUUAGUUUCUUGUGUAGAAACACCUUACUUUUCGUUUUCUUACUCUCAGUAUCAACAAAAGUCUCUCUCUCAGCGAAAUGUAUGUAGUUGAUGCUUCUGUAUUUAGUAACAGUGACAAGAAAUGUUCUGUUCAUGAAGAUACUUUGAAACAGGCAGAAAUGUGCAUAAAAGAGGAAGUAAAAGUGGAAGAUAAGUCUGAAACAGAGGAUUCCAAGACAUACAUUAACAAAUACAGUGAAAAGCAGCUUAUCAUGACUCAAGACAUAGAAAGUACAGGAGAAGUUUCAGGCUGUGAACAUGUCAAUUGUAGUAAUUUAGCAGAGAAAUCUAGUUGCCUUGAAAGAGACCAGUACAAUAGUGAUGAGUUGGGUAAAACGUUUGAACAUGAUUCACAUAUACAUAGUCACGAAUUGAUCAAUGAAGAAAAUAAUCAGAAUAGUCCUGAUACAGGUGACAAACAUUACUUGAGUAACUUUCAUAGUGUCCACACUGGAGAUGAACCACACAGUUGUGGUAUAUGUGAUAAAAGAUUUCAUAGUAGAAAUGAUUUAAGACAACAUCAGAUGGCACACGGUAUAAAUAAAAAGUACAGUUGUAAUGUAUGUGGCAAAAAUUUCAAAACCAAGAGUAACCAUAAAUUGCAUCAGAGGAACCACACUGGAGAGAAACCAUACACUUGUAAUUGGUGUGGAAAAAAAUUCAAAACAAAAAGUUACCUUAAGUUACACCACAGGAUCCACACUGGAGAAAAACCAUACUCUUGUAAUUGGUGUGGAAAACAGUAUUCAAGACAACAUAACCUAAAAGAACAUAAAAAACUCCACACAGGAGAAAAACCAUAUAGUUGUGAUAUGUGUGGCAGAAAAUACAGAUUACUAGAUAGCUUUAUAAAACAUAAGAGUACACACAAUACAGAAGAACCAUACAGUUGUGAUGUAUGUGACAAAACAUUUAAAACUAGAAAUUAUUUAAGGCAACAUCAGAUGUCACACAAUACAGAGGGAAUGUACAGCUGUAAUGUGUGUGGCAAAAAACUCCAAACAAUAGGUAGCCUACAAUUACAUCAGAGAAUCCACACUGGAGAGAAACCAUACACUUGUGAUUGGUGUGGUGAACAGUUUUCAAGAAGAGAUAGACUGUAUGAACAUGAAAUGAUUCACAUAGGAAUAAAACAGUACUGUUGUGAUGUUUGUGAAAAAAAAUUCACAAAAUUAGAUAGCUUUAGAAAGCAUAAGUUGACACACACGUUGCCACACAAUAUAGAAGGAAAGUACAGUUGUGAUGAGUGUGGUGAAAAGUUCCAAAAAAAAAUUGACUUGAGAAACCAUCAUAGUGUCCACACUAAAGAGGAACUAUACAGUUGUGUUCAUUGUGGUGAAAAGUUUUCAAGACAAGAUACCCUAGAUAUACAUGAAAUGAUCCACAAAGGAGAAAUACCUUACAAAUGUGAUGUUUGUGGAAGAAUAUUCACAAGUGUAAAUAACUUUAGAGAUCAUCAGUUAACACACAUUAUAGAGGGACAAUUAACUUGCAUUGUAGAGGGAAUGUACAGUUGUGAUAUGUGUGAUAAAAAAUUUGAAAGUAAAGAUUACUUAAGGCAACAUUGGAGGUUGCACAAUGUAGAGGGAGUGCACAGUUGUGGUGUGUGUGGCAAAAAGCUCAAAACAAUAUAUAACCUUAAAUUACAUCAGAAAAUCCACACUGGAGAGAAACCAUACACUUGUGAUUGGUGUGGCAAACAAUAUGCAUUAAAAGAUAGCUUUAGAAAACAUCAGACUACACACAUCAUAAAGGAAAUGUUUAGUUGUGAUGUAUGUAAUAAAACAUUUAAAAGUAGACAUAAUUUAAAGCAACAUCAGAGAAAACACAAUGUAGAGGAAAUGCAUGUUUGUGAGGUUUGUGGCAAAAAACUCCAAACAAUAAGUAGCCUUAAAUUACAUCAGAGGAUCCACACUGGAGAGAAACCAUUCAUUUGUGAUCAGUGUGGUGAACAGUUUUCAAGAAAAGAUACCCUAAAUGUACAUAAAAUAAUACAUACAGGAGAAAAACCAUACAGUUGUGAUGUUUGUGGUAAAAAAUUCAAAACAGUAUACAGCUUAAGAAAACACCAGUUAAAACACAGUGUAGAAAAAAAGUACAAUUGUAAUGAAUGUGGUGAAAAAUUCAAAAAUAAAAUUGACUUACAGAACCAUUGUAGUAUACAUACUGGGGAGGAACCGUAUGUCUGUGAUCAGUGUGGUAAAAAAUUUUCAAGACAAGAUAUCCUAAAUAUGCAUGAAAUUAUUCACACAGGAGAAAACUCCUUCAGCUGUGACAUUUGUGGCAAAAGGUUUCCAACAGUUGAUAGAUUUAGAAAACAUCAGUUGAAGCACAAUACAGAGGAAAAGUACAGUUGUGAUGAAUGUGGUGAAAAAUUAAAAAAAAAAUUGAAUUGAGAAACCAUCAUAAUAUCCAUACUGGGGAAGAACCAUACAGUUGUGUUCAUUGUGGUGAAAAGUUUUCAAGACAAGAUACCCUAGAUAUACAUGAAAUGGUCCACACUGGAGAAAUACCAUACAAAUGUGAU